Messenger RNA from Pterocles gutturalis (yellow-throated sandgrouse), 2082 nucleotides. RefSeq names its product scavenger receptor cysteine-rich type 1 protein M130-like. The coding region runs from base 1 to 2082 and encodes 693 amino acids. Gene Ontology annotation, cellular component: membrane. The record is from RefSeq and is a predicted model, not a curated record. The transcript has 7 exons. Lineage: Eukaryota; Metazoa; Chordata; Aves; Pterocliformes; Pteroclidae.
AUGGGCAAAUAUGAACCUUACCUCAUGAAGUUCAGCAAGAACAAGUGCAAGGUCCUGUACCUGGCUCAGGGAAAUCCCCAGGAUCAGGACAGACUGGAGGAUGAAUGGAUUGAGAGUAGCCCUGCAAAGAAGGACUUGGGAAUACUGGUGGGUGCUGAUGAACUGAGGCUGUCAAACGGAACUGGCCCCUGCUCUGGGAGAGUGGAAGUAAAACAUGAGGAGCAGUGGGGUACUGUGUGUGAUGGUGACUGGACCAUAGAAGAUGCUGAGGUUGUUUGUAAGCAACUACAGUGUGGAUCUGCUGUUCAGGCCCUUAAUCGAGCUCCUUUUGGAGAAGGAUCUGGACCAACAUGGUUGUAUCGAGUUGAUUGCCAUGGUAAUGAAUCCUUUCUCUGGAACUGCUCACAUACAGGAUGGGGUACUUUUACCUGCCCUCAUUACUUUGAUAUUGGAGUGAUCUGCUCAGGUUUCUCUGGGCUGCGUCUGGCUGGAGGGGAUACUGCCUGCUCCGGACAUCUGAAAGUAAAGCAAGAAGAAACUUGGGCUACAGUCUGUUUUUCACACAUUGAUUUCAAAACUGCCUCUGUUAUAUGUAAUGAGAUAGAGUGUGGCCAGGCUGUGGAUAUCUUGAGAGGAACUCACUUUGGAGACAGUCAUGAACUGAUCUGGCAAGAAGAGUUUCACUGUGUAAAAAAACACAUUGUCCCAGGAUGCUGCACCAUAGUAAGACGUGCUCUCAUGAUGCCACUGUUGUAUGUUCAGGUGAGACUUUGGACUGAUGGACGCUAUGGUGGGUACAGGCUGGCAAAUGGCAGUACCACAUGUUCAGGGAAUGUAGAGCUUCUUCAUGGAGGCACAUGGGGACCCCUGUGUGACUACCUGUGGGAUUUACCAGCUGCCAAUGCCCUCUGCCAGCAGCUGGACUGUGGUGUUGCCCUACUGAUACCAGGUGGACAGUCCUUUGGGAAAGGAAAUGGAUCUGUCUGGAAUGGCACAUUCAGCUGCAAGACGAAUGGCUCACACCUGAGAGGCUGUCCUGUGAGUGUGCUAGGUCCUGAUGAAUGCCCUUCUGGAAAAGACGCUCAUGUGGUAUGUUCAGGGUGCCCAGGGGGCAGGUUGGUGAAUGGCACCACAUGCUCUGGCAGAGUGGAGAUCCGCCAUGGAGAUACGUGGGGAAGACUCUGCAGCUCCCACUGGAAUUUUCAAGCUGCCAAUGCUCUCUGUCGUCAGCUGAACUGUGGCUACGCAAAAUCAAUCCAGACAGAAGGCCGUUUUUUGGAUGGGAAUGGGCUUGUAUGGAGAGAUGCUUUUCACUGUGAAGGGACAGAGUCCUGCCUGUGGGAUUGUACUCAAGUGACUUUGGGCAAUCCAACCUGUUCAGCCAGAGAAGCAGCCACUGUUAUUUGCUCAGGUCUUGCUGAAUCACUCAGACUCUCAGGUGGUGAAAGCCGCUGUGAUGGGCGAGUUGAGAUCUCUCUCUAUGGCAUGUGGAGCAGAGUCCUGGAUGAUGACUGGGACAUCAAAGAUGGUCAUGUGGUAUGCAGACAGCUCCAGUGUGGAAUUGCCAAGAAAGCCUAUUACCUUCCAAGGUCUGAGCGAGGCAUGGGUCUUGUGGGCUUAAGAAGUGUCCAGUGUGCUGGAAAUGAGACUCAUCUGAUGCUCUGUAAGACCUCCCUUUCUCACACAGUGCCAACAGGAGUUGCUGAAGAUGUUGGUGUAAUUUGCUCAGGUAGCAGACGAAUCAGGCUGAUGAACGGAACAGAGCGCUGUGCUGGGAGAGUAGAGCUUUUUCAUGAUGGCAUCUGGGGCACUAUCUGUGAUGAUAACUGGGAUCUAUCAGAUGCUAAUGUUGUUUGCAAACAGCUGGGAUGUGGACAUGCCAUCAAGGCAUUUGUCUCUGCUCAUUAUGGUGAAGGCUCAGGACAGAUCUGGCUGGAUGAUGUGAACUGCACUGGCGCCGAACCUGAUCUCUGGGCAUGUCCCUCUAGGGCAUGGGGCCAGCACAACUGCCAACACAAAGAGGAUGCUGGAGUUCUAUGCUCAGGUGUGUUCAGCAAAUCCUUUUCUGACACUGUGGAUUGA